CGGAGGGGCUGACGCGUGCGCACUGGACGGGGUUUUUGGCGGGCGUUGCGCAGAAGCGGCGGCUGUGAGGGGUUACAAACCAGGGAGGGGGAAGUUGCUUCCGCUCCGAGCCCGCUACUUUCCCCAGGAAUUGGGUAGCCUUUGUGCAUUAGGUGCAACUUCUGCGCUAUGGGAAAGAGAAACAGGAGGACAGCAGAUAGUUCGUCCUCUGAAGAGGAGGAGGAAUAUGUUGUGGAGAAGGUUCUAGACAGGCGUGUUGUGAAGGGUCAAGUGGAGUAUCUUCUCAAGUGGAAAGGAUUCUCUGAGGAGCAUAAUACUUGGGAACCUGAGAAGAACCUUGACUGCCCUGAACUGAUUUCUGAGUUUAUGAAAAAAUACAAAAAAAUGAAGGAAGGUGAGAACAAGCCUCGAGAGAAAUCAGAGAGUGCCAAGCGGAAGUCAAGCCUUGCCAACAAUACUGAGGACAUCAAAGCCAAAAAGAAGAGAGAGAGCACCGAUAUUGCCAGGGGCUUUGAAAGAGGAUUGGAGCCGGAAAAGAUCAUUGGAGCCACAGACUCUUGCGGCGAUUUAAUGUUCCUAAUGAAAUGGAAAGACACGGAUGAGGCUGACCUGGUUCUAGCGAAAGAAGCCAACGUCAAGUGUCCUCAAAUUGUGAUAGCGUUUUAUGAAGAGAGACUGACCUGGCACGCGUACCCAGAAGACGCUGAAAGCAAAGAGCGGGAAGCAGUGAAAAGCUAAAGUGGCCAGGGUCCUCUGUCCGUCCAUAGUUGUACAUAUCCACCCUCCUUUCCCCUCCACCCAAAUGCAUCCAUGAAAAUGUGCUUAUUACUGUGCUCCACAGGAGAAAUGUUGAUAUUGGUUGGGUUAGCCAUAACAUUAAUGGUGUGAGUCACGUUUGGUUUCACUCCAAAAGAUUGACAUGGUGUGUGUGUGUGUAUGUGUGUUCCUUGUUCCCCUUAUCUCACAAUCCCCCAAAAAUCUGUUUUCACUUUGAAAUCCCUCUGAGUCUCCAGGCCAUUUGUCUCCCCCCCCCCCCACCCCGGGUUCCUCACUUUCGCAUCAUUUUGAGAGUGAAGGGUUAUUGUUUCCCAUUGGCCUAAAAGAAGACUCUAUAACUGACAGGGGGUACCGGGAAGACCUAUCUGACUCAGAACACUCUUUGGAUUCUGAGAUUACCCAAAUAAUUCUCAAGCCAGGA
Podarcis raffonei (Aeolian wall lizard) is the source of this 1198-nucleotide messenger RNA. It is a transcript of the gene CBX5, whose product is annotated as chromobox 5. Gene Ontology annotation, biological process: negative regulation of transcription by RNA polymerase II; chromatin organization. The record is from RefSeq and is a predicted model, not a curated record. The transcript has 5 exons. Gene Ontology annotation, molecular function: chromatin binding. NCBI's taxonomy places the organism in Eukaryota, Metazoa, Chordata, Lepidosauria, Squamata, Lacertidae. Bases 169 to 738 code for a protein of 189 amino acids. Gene Ontology annotation, cellular component: nucleus; pericentric heterochromatin.